AUGCACCUGCCCCAUGUUACAGCACUACUCUUCUCAGUGAAAGAAGUUUUCGGAUACCCUAAAGAUAAACUAGGAGGAGGAGAAUGUGGAGAUCCAGAAACAUCCAUGGAAUAUGAACGAAGGAAAAGACCGACCUCGACCUGUCUCUGUGAGCGACGUGUGACCGGAGCUGCUGAGGAUCUCACAGCAUCCAGGCACGAUCUGACCAUCCGAUUGGCUGCCGGCAGGAAGGUCAAAGGGUCAGCUGGUGUGACCUCACCACUACAGAUCCCCAGUGAACGUGUUAGAGGUUCAGUGGUGUGCAGAGUGAACGGACAUCUGUGGGAUCCUCUGCUGGAGGCCAGACAGCUGGAGGAGGAGAUCACAGCGUGUUUGGGCUUCGUGAGGAGUGUGUAUCGUGUCUGCAGUUUCUCCUUUCUUUCUCCUCUCCAUGCACCCUGUGCCCUGUCUGGGAGAGUCUGCCCUCUGAGACGCUGCAGAGCAGGUACACCUAGCCAAAGCUGCACACGGACACAUUCCAGGUGUAACGUGUGUCUCUCUGGUGUUGGUCCCGGAGCAGCUGUUGGAGAGCAGUUUGAGGAGCGCGGGGAGCCGAAUCCCAGAGACGGGCGUUUUAUGAACCAAAGGUGAGGCUGGCAGAAAUAAAAUAUGUUUUCUGGCCAGACACCGCAUGAAAACUUCAUUUGUCCAGGUCUGUUCAAAAUAAACAAUGAAAUAAUUGUAAUGUAUUUCUGUGAUGCUCCGCUGUAUUUUCAGCAUCAUUCCUCCAGUCUUCAGUGUCACAUGAUCUUCAGA
Carassius carassius (crucian carp) is the source of this 795-nucleotide messenger RNA. RefSeq lists its product as uncharacterized. The record is from RefSeq and is a predicted model, not a curated record. Lineage: Eukaryota; Metazoa; Chordata; Actinopteri; Cypriniformes; Cyprinidae. The coding region runs from base 1 to 630 and encodes 209 amino acids. The transcript is spliced from 6 exons.